UCUGAGGAGGCCUCCUCUCCGCAGCCAGUUCCCUCCCAGCCAGCGGCGCCGGUGUCAGCAGCAGCAGCAGCAGUGGUGGCGCCUGCUCCUCAGACAGUCCCUGUCGUCAGCCAAUCCAGCGUGACCCAGGAGCAGCUCAUCCGACAGCAGCUGCUGGCCAAACAGAAACAACUUCUGGAGCUUCAGCAGAAGAAGAUUGAGCUGGAGCUGGAGCAGACCAAAGCUCAGCUGGCCGGUGGAUUCACAGUACCCACACCGCCUCCAGCCUCCUCACCAGCUGCUCCAUCCAUGACGCCAAAGGCCCUCAACCAGACUGCCCCAGUGGUCCGACCCUGGAUCCCUCCCCAGGCUCAGCCCGACACCAAGCCGUCCACCAGAGACCCUCGUCUAAACCGCACUGGCCCACCAGCUGCGUCCCAGCCCAAAGAACAGCCUGCUGGGAAAAAAGAGAGUCCCCAAAAAGGAAGUUCUGCCCUGACGCCUGAGAAACGGCAGCCAGAGAAAUCCAUCCGACCGGACAAGACCAGAACCUUGAGGAAAGAGACAUUGGAGGAGAAGACCAAGUCCAAGUCUCUGUCUCCGAUGACCAAAAGUGUCCAGAGCAAAAACAAACAGGCGGAGAACGAAGGUCAGAAAUCAUCCGAUAGCUCCAAGAAAGAUCCACGGCUGAGGAAACGCACACAAGACAAGAGUGGAGAGAGCAAAGACGACGAGCUGAAAGAGAAGAAGAGAUGCAACGACAAGAAGGAGAGAGAAGAGACAGUGCUGGGGGCCGAGCUGCAGAGGUCCGGCAAAGGGAAGCUGGUGAAUGGGUUCGUCACCAAACAUGAGCGCGAGGAGGCAGAGAAGGUCGAGUUCAAGAGUGGAGGCAACGCCAGAACACAUGCCAGGAAACGCACACGCUCCAGGUCACGCUCCCCCACCUCUUCUCCAAAGAGGAAGGACAGGCGCUCGCCGAAAGGCAGAGCCAGGAGCAGCUCGCUGUCCCCGUCACCCUCUCACAAACCUGGGAAACCUCGGAGGGUCCGUGCAGAUGAACCGCUGCAUGGCAAGCCCGGCCGAGACGACCGGGUCACGCUCAAGAAGAGCCAAUCAGAGAGCAGGAGGUCGAAGAGGCCGCAGGACGAUCGGCAGUUCGAGUCCAGAGACUCUCACUCGCCACGAAGUCAUGAUGGAAGUGUUAAGGAGACGAAGGAGACGAAGGAGGCUCCUCAUCGCUGGAGGAGCAGCUGGGAGGAGAACAAACAUUUGAAGUUGCCAGACGACGCUCACAUGAAGCCUGGACCCCAGAGACACAAACCGUACAACAACCCGACUCGACCCACCACCCCCCGAGCCAUGAAGCACCGCCUAAGCGUGGACGCCAACCUUCAGAUACCUGAAGCCCUCAACUCCGCCUCCAAGAAGGACCUGCUGAGGAGGGCCAGUAAACGUCUGGAGAGCGGCGAGAUUUCUCAAGAGGACUUCCUCAAUGUGGUGCACCAGAUCAAACAUUUCUUCCAGUAUCAGGAGGAGAAGCAGCAGCGCUCAGAGAGCUGGGAAGACUCUGGCAACUUUGCCAAGAAACAGCCGCUGCUGGCCGCGCCCCCAUCCUCCCAGCCCCGUCCCCACGAUGCCAUGGACGCAGCAGAGCUGUCGUACUACGAGCACAAGUCCAAGCUCAGGAAGACGCAGGUCACCCACCGAGUGGCCGGAGAGGAGUGGGAGGGCGAGGAGAAUGUGGAGGAUGUCGGCGUAACAGGCCCGGGUGAGAAGACGGGCGGGGGUCGAAGCAUUGGAGCACACCCACUGCCACAUAAAUACAGCCGGGCGCCACGAGACAGACAAGGUGAAAGACGAAGUAAAGAACGAGAAGAGUUACGUCCUCCGCUGGGCCCCAUGAUCGAGGAGUACAAUCAUGGCAAAGAGUUCCCCACCCUCAAGUCUCUGCCGGGCCUUCGCUUCAGGAGACGAGCCGACCCCAGAGAGUCCAGUGAGAGAGAGUGGACCUCACCGCUGACGGAGCGCCAGUCUUUUGAUGAACGCGAGGAGCAGAAAAGCGGAUACGACGCUCCACGGAGGUACACCCCCACUGUUGACUCCAGACACCCUGAACCCCGGAGGCCAGAGGGGCCCCUGCCCUCUGGCACAGUGGUACACAGGAAUUGUCCAAGUCCGACCGCUCUGGACACCCCCAUCCCGAGGUUCGAGCGCGAGCGCCUAUCACCUCUUCACCAGAAAGACCCGGCUGAGAUGAGCCCGGUCCCGCGCUUUGAGAGCCCCAACAGUGAGCAUUCUGAUGAAGGGCCCCUCAAACCUGAUGUCCCCCCUCCUCAGCCUCCCCCUCCCCCCAUCCUCAAGGCACCAGCACGUGGCGGACCGCUGUCGUCUGUUCGACAGCACAGCAAUUCGCCGGGACACACCCCUCCUCACGAAGCAGGACACCCGCCAUCCCGGUAUGAUGGCCCCGAACACAUAUCCCCCCCCAGAUCACACCCUCCCGGCUGGUACGAUGACUCAUCACAGUUCGAAGGGCCUCACCCCCAGGGGCCGGGCAGGUUCGAUGGCGGCAGACCACCACAUCACAACAUACCAGAAAGGUUUGACGGCCCUGACGGCGCCCACAUGCCUCACGGUCCAAUGAGAGGAGGAGACGGGAUGGGGAGGUUUGAUGUUCACCCCCACCCUCAAGGCCCCGGGAGGUUUGAUGGUCCCAUGGGCCAACAGCCCCCGGUGCGGUUUGUGGGUCAGGGGCCUGGACACUUCGAGGGGCCCAUGCAGCACUUUGAGCCACCGAGACGCUUUGACAACAACAUGGCCCCUGGACCAGUCGGCUUCCAGCAGCCGCGGCCUUUGCGUUUCGAAGGCCCUCCAAACCAAAUGGGCCCCAUGAGGUUUGAAGGCCCCAAUCACAGGUAUGACAUACCCAAUGUACCCCAUCAGGGUGGACACGCACACUUUGAGGGCCCCCCUGGGCAGCAGGGGCCCCCCAGGUUCCCUCCCCAACACAACAUGCAGCCCCCCAUUAGGCCAAUGGCCCCGCCCAUUUAUGAUAACACGAUGACCCCCCAGCAAAACUUCAACAUGGGCCCCCAGUGUUUCCCAGAGCCCAUGAACCCUCAGUUCCCUGCGGGGCCGAUGGCGUUCCCGGCGCAGCCGAACCUGCAGACAGUGAACUUUAACCUGCAGCCGCCAUUUACCCAGCCAGGCCCCGCCCCCUUCUACAACCCUGCCGCUCCCGCUGUUGGUCUGCAGCAGCCGGUGAACUUGUUGGGGAACAUGAAUCAGACGUUCCUGCCUCAGAACUCUGUUCCGUUCGGACCUCAGACACUCGUCCCUCCAGAGAACCACUUCGGUCAGGUUGAUGUCAACGACCUUCUGACCAAACUCAUCUCCACCGGCAUCAUCAAACCUUCGCAGCCCGAUGCUGCGCCGACCACCAGCUCCGAAUCUUCGUCCACUGUGGCGCCGGCAGCUCCGCCAGCAGAGGAGGAGGAAGAGGAGGAGCAGGAGGUGGAGGAGGAAGACGACCUCCCGGACCUGACCAGCUUCACCGUGGAUGACAUGAAACCGCGUUACGAGAGUGUGGUGUUGAAGCUGUACUCUGGGAACCAGUGUUGUCUCUGCAGCAUGAGGUUCACCACCACCCAGACCGACAUGUACGCCGACCACCUCGAUUGGCACUUCAGACAGAACCACGCCGGAAAAGUCGCCAGCAAGAAGGUCACACACCGCCGCUGGUACUACAGCCUCAGGGUGAGA
Paralichthys olivaceus (Japanese flounder) is the source of this 3741-nucleotide messenger RNA. The record is from RefSeq and is a predicted model, not a curated record. Lineage: Eukaryota; Metazoa; Chordata; Actinopteri; Pleuronectiformes; Paralichthyidae.